Schistosoma margrebowiei is the source of this 4409-nucleotide messenger RNA. NCBI's taxonomy places the organism in Eukaryota, Metazoa, Platyhelminthes, Trematoda, Strigeidida, Schistosomatidae. The record is from the annotation of a GenBank genome assembly.
GUCAAGGUCAUAUUUCAACCAUAGACAAAUAUGAAUACAUAAACACUCUUGCUUAGACGUGGUUCGCAGAAAUAAGCAUGUGACUUGUUGAAUUCUACACAGUUGCACUUGGCCAAACGCCUUUUUAUGACUUGAGGAUUUCUUAAUGAGCAUACUAAGGAUGGCCAACAUUCUUUGCACAGCCUUCUUUAUGUACAUACAGAACCCUGCUAUACGUAUAACAGGGUUUCUACUAAUAAAGUUAUUGACACCUACUAGUGGCUAGGUCCUAAUCUUCAUUAACCAAAAGUGAUUUAGUGGACCAAGGAAGACAAUAUAAGUUCAGUUUAUAGAAUAUUUUCGAUCCUUCAAACAAAAGUAAAAUUAUCCUAAUAAAUUAGAGAUUACUUUCAUGAAUGCGUGCUCAUUAGUGAUAUUUUGCUUAUGCUGGCCACUUUUUUCCAUCUUAUAGGUUAUGCAGUUUUGACUGGAUAUCGUUUCAUCUACUGAACUUGUAUCUAUUAACAAUUUGUCUGCUCAAACUGAGGUGAUUUUCGCGUUGGUGUUGAUUUGAUCGAAAAAGCUUAUGCGCCAGAUGUUUGUACUCGAAGUUCAUUUGCAGCUAUAUUGAUUUCAAGAAAUGGACUAUAUGAUCAAAAAAUACAGUAAAAGUCUCAUUAAGUACAUAAAUAAACAUUGUGACUACAAGAUAUCAAUUUUGUCCAAGUUACCAUCAAUCAUUAUUGCCUUUCUUGGUAUUAGUCUAUUUCUACAUGGUUUUUUAUUGAAUCGAACUGAGCUCUACAAUGAGACAAAUGAAAAAUUGAAAUUAUCAUUGAAGUAUCCUUCAACUUUUGCUAGAAAUGGUCGAAUUAUCCUUUUACUUGUUGAUGCAUUGGGUUAUGCACUUGUACAAGACAAUACUGAAAAUAACCAAUUAUUACCUGGUCAUAUUUCAUCACAUUCCCAAAAUCGAUAUCAUCCACUACUUGAUAGUUUAUCUAAAGCGGUAUUUAUUGGAAAGUUUAUCGCAGACCCGCCGACAACCACGUUACAACGUUUAAAAGCUUUAAUGACUGGGAGUAUGCCAACAUUUAUUGAUGCAGGUUCAAAUUUUGGCGGAAGUAAAGUACUGGAAGAUAAUUUACUAAAACAGUGGAAUAAAGCUGGAAAACAAAUUCGAUUUGUUGGUGAUGAAACCUGGAUUGAUCUAUUUCCUGAUAGUUUCAGUCAUUAUAAAGCUUACUCAUCGUUCAAUGUGAAAGAUUUGGAUACAGUUGACCGAGGUGUUGAAAACUACUUUCUCCAUGCCCUUAACGGUACUGCAUGGGAUUGGGAUAAUGGAGUUGUUGACAGUCAAACACCACAAACUCAUUGGGAUAUUCUUAUUGGACAUAUGCUGGGGAUAGACCACUGUGGUCAUACAUAUGGACCUGCACAUCCAGAGAUGACGCGAAAGUUAAAUGAACUAAACAGUUUUAUCAAACGUAUUGUUUCUAAACUUCAAUCUUCCGAUAUUCUAUUUGUUUUGGGUGACCAUGGAAUGACACGAUCAGGUGAUCAUGGUGGAGAUAGUGAUGCAGAACUGGAAGCUGCUUUCAUCGUUUUUACUGCUGAUCAGAGUUCAUUUGUCAUAAAAGAUGAUUCAGAGAAUCAAACUAAUAGACGAUUAUAUCAAAUAGAUCUUGUUCCAACUUUAUCAUUUCUAACUAAUGUUCCAAUACCCUAUUCGAAUUUGGGCAUACUAUAUGACCAUCUUCUAGGGUAUGGUGCUGACCUUCACCAGGGUAUGGUAUUGAAUUUUAUACAGAUGUUCACUUAUACUGCAAAUUAUUUUUAUAAUAUAAGUAAAUUACCAUUAUCUCCUAUACUUAUGUCUUAUAUGAAUCGUAUUAUAUAUAAUUCAACUUAUGAUUGGAUAGAACAAUUCAAUGAUAUACAAUUAAUAAAUAUACUUCAUGAAUUACAAUUUAUAUUUCGUAUACAUUGGACUCAAUUCAAUGAUUCAUUGAUAUUGUUUGGUAUCCUUUUAACAAGUUAUAGUUUGAUUAGUCUUUUAUUAUUAAUUGAAAAGAAUUCCAAUAUUCCUAUGAUACAUAUCCAUAAUGGUUUCUUAUUAUUGACAUGUAUUUUAUCAUUUUUUUCAAAUAUAAAUAUAUACUACUUAAAUCUUUUAUUAUUCAUCCUCAUCUCAUAUGUUAUCAUUAAACAUUAUAAAUUUCCAAAGUUAAUAUUCAAUAAUAACUUUAUUGGUUUCUUGUUAUUAUUCUUAUUAUCUUUAAGUUAUUUAUCAAAUAGUAUGAUUAUCUAUGAAUUUCAUAUCACUUUCUAUUUUAUUCAAAGUUUAAUUGUGAUAUUUCUAAUUUGUUCAUUCAUUCAUAUCAUAGAUCAUACUGAUAUUAUGACAUGGUCAUUUCCUUGUCUUCCAUUUAUAAUGAUAUUUUAUUCAAGUAUAUUAUUAUUAUUUCGUUUAUUGAUUAGACAUUUUCUAAUUUGUCGUGAAGAAUUAACUUAUAGUUCUGCAUGUCAAUCUAUACUUGAUCCAUGGAUUAGUAAAUCUUUGAAUAAAUUAAAUCCUAUUUAUGAAUUUUAUCCAAUUAGUUGGAUACGUGUAACAUUUGCUUGUUUUAUGUUAAUCAUUUGUUUACGUAUGUAUUGGCGAUUAUUGUUUAAAUAUUUAAAUAUCUAUAUUGGUAUUAAUCAAUCGAAUAAAGUUAAUUGGAGGAAAUUAUGUUUAUUUAUAUUAAUUGGUAGUUUAUUAUCUUUAUUAUGGAUGGUGGAUUCUGCGGAAUCAAUGAAUUGGAUUAGAUUCAUUCCAAAACAUAAAUUGCAUACAGUUCGAAUUUGGAUUGCUCGCAUUCUCUUGAUGACUAUAUUCUACAUAUUUUUCCAACUUCUAAAAUCUCCAUUUCAACUUAUUCAAUCGAUAAAUUUUAUAAAAUCUAUACAGUCAAAUGAUUGUAAUCAAUCCAUUCAAAGAAGUGUUCUCUAUUUGUACACUUUAUGGACAAUGACAUGUUUAACAGUUUUACCAUUACUUUCUCUACUUGUUUUCCUAAAUGAAUUUCAUAUAAUUUGGUUAGUUUUCAUAAUUAUAUUCGUUCAAAUACAUAUACAUGCAACUAAUGUAAAAUGUAAUCAUAUGGAUAAAUGUAUUAAAAAUUCAUUACAGCUUCAUGUACCUCAGAACAGCAUCUCAUGGAUUAUUGCAAUAUUUCUUUGCUUGUUAGAUAACUUAUCUUUUUUUAUAACUGGUCAUCAACCAACAUUAUCUGGAAUUCCAUGGGAUGCCGCUUAUGCUGCAUAUGAAGGUGACCAUAAUACACGAUGGUUACCAGGAUUGACUGUUCUCUUGCAUUUAUAUUCAGGUCCUAUAUUAAUUGCUUUCAGUAUGCCAACGAUUCUUAUUUUAUCUGCACGCCUUCAUCAUGUCCAUGGGACAGUGAUCCAUUCCCAUCCUAACAAUAGCCAAAAUACUGGUUUUUACAGAUUUGUUGAUGCUUUGGAUUUAUUCAUUUGGAGAUUUAUUAUUAGUAAAAGUGUGUUAACUUUAGGUUGUAUGCUAAGUACUGGUUUAUUACGUCGUCAUUUAAUGGUAUGGAAGAUAUUUGCACCACGUUUAUUAUUCUCUAUUUUAAGUUUAUUUAUAUCAGUUGUAUGUCUUCCAAUGAUUCGUUUUUUAUUUGUUUAUUGUUUUCAUAAUAGAAUUUGUAACAUUUUACAAAGUAAAUUUAAUAUAAAUAUGUGUGUAUAGGGCUACAUAUGUUUGUCAUUGUAACUACAUUUUCUCUGUUAAUCUAUUUAUAUAUUACUUAUUUACUUAAUUAUGCCUGUUACUCCCAACGGAGCAUAGGCUGCCAACCAGCAUUCUCUAACUCACUCUGUCCUGGGCCUUAUUUAUAUAUUGGCUUUAUUCAAAAUCCAUACUUACAAUGUUUGACUUGUUGUCGUUGUUGUUUAUGUCAUCGUCAAUAUCAGUAAAUUUGAUUUUGAAUGCAUAGUUUCUGUUUUAUAGUUAUUACUGUCUUUCGUUUUUGAUACUUACGCCUGUCACCCCCCGCCCAUGGAGCAUUGGCCACCGAUCAGCAUUCUUUAAUCCACUAUGUCCUGAAUCUUCCUUUCUAGUUCUAUAUAAUUGUUGUGUAUUUUUCUCAUAUCUGCCUCCGUUUCUCGACGUAAUGUGUUCUUUGAUCUUCCUCUUCUCCUUUGACUUUGAGGGUUCCAUGUCAGAGCUUGCCUUGUGAUGUAGUUGGUUGCUUUCCUCAAUAUGUAUCCUAUCCACUUGCAGCGCUUCUUCUUAAUUUCUUCCUCCACUGGAAUCUGGUUUUUCUCUCUCAUAUUAGGUUGUUGCUGAUAGUGUUUGGCCAAUGGAUCCGAAGUAUGUUGCGUAGACAACUGUUAAUAAACAUUUGUAUCUUUUGGAUGUUGAA